Messenger RNA from Anolis carolinensis (green anole), 7947 nucleotides. Its product is annotated as vertebrate ancient opsin. The record is from RefSeq and is a predicted model, not a curated record. Gene Ontology annotation, cellular component: plasma membrane; photoreceptor outer segment. Gene Ontology annotation, biological process: phototransduction; visual perception; G protein-coupled receptor signaling pathway. The transcript has 4 exons. NCBI's taxonomy places the organism in Eukaryota, Metazoa, Chordata, Lepidosauria, Squamata, Anolidae. Bases 320 to 1519 code for a protein of 399 amino acids. Gene Ontology annotation, molecular function: G protein-coupled photoreceptor activity.
UCUGAUACGGUACAUCAGACAUAAGCAAAGGAAGCAGCGAGAGCCGUCUCUUCUUGGCCACAUGGUGGAGCAUCAUCGAAAGAAAUCCUUAGUACAUUUUAACUCAUUGAGGUUACUGUCAGUGUCUACCUAAUUCGAAAAACCUUAUGAGAAAGAAAGAAAGAAAAAGAAAUAACACAGGGGAGGCUUUAAAAAAGUGUCUUGCUUGUGUGUGAGAGAGUUUGUGCAUCUGUUCUACCUAUGAGGUUUCCCUCCUCUCUGCUGCUCUUGCAAUGCUUAGCCAGGCACUCGAAGGAGAUCAGGAAGGAGGCUUACUGAAAUGACCGUGCCUAGCAUCAGCCCCAGUUGCAUUGGUGUCGCGAACGGUGUCUGGUGCAGCAACGGCGGCAGCAGUAGCAACAGCCAUCACCGACAUGGGCAAGAGCAGAGCCUGAGUCCCACCGGCCACCUCAUCACAGCCAUCUGCCUCGGUGUCAUUGGGAGCCUGGGUUUCCUGAACAACCUCCUGGUUCUGGUCCUUUUCUGCCGGAAUAAAGUUCUCCGGUCUCCAAUCAACCUGCUGCUGAUGAACAUUUCAUUGAGUGACCUGAUGAUAUGCAUUGUGGGCACCCCUUUCAGCUUCGCUGCCAGCACGCAGGGCAAGUGGCUCAUUGGGCCAGCAGGCUGUGUCUGGUACGGCUUUGCCAACACCUUCUUUGGUACUGUCUCACUGAUAUCUCUGGCUGUGCUUUCAUAUGAACGAUACUGCACAAUGAUGGGAACAACAGAAGCAGAUGCCACAAAUUACAAGAAAGUAUGGAUGGGCAUCUUCUUGUCAUGGAUAUAUUCUUUAUUUUGGUCACUACCACCACUUUUUGGAUGGAGUAGCUAUGGACCUGAAGGACCAGGCACCACAUGUUCUGUGAACUGGCAUUCGAGGGAUGCUAACAACAUAUCUUACAUCAUUUGCCUUUUCAUCUUUUGCCUUGUCAUUCCCUUUAUCGUUAUUGUUUAUUGCUAUGGAAAGCUGCUGUGUGCCAUCAAGAAGGUGAGUGGAGUAACCCAAGGAAUGGCACAAACGCGAGAGCAACGAGUCCUGAUCAUGGUGGUUGUGAUGAUCAUUUGCUUUCUGCUUUGCUGGCUACCUUAUGGGAUUGUGGCGCUGAUCGCAACAUUUGGGAAACCCGGAUUAAUUACUCCCUCUGCCAGUAUCAUUCCUUCCGUUCUUGCAAAGAGCAGCACCGUCUACAACCCAGUCAUUUACAUCUUUUUGAACAAACAGUUUUACAGGUGCUUUUGUGCUCUUCUAAAAUGUGGCAAGAAAUCCAUCGCUUCCAGCAACAAAUGUUCUUCAAGGUCGACUCGAGUGUGUCGCAGCAUCCGGAAACAGGACAACUUCACAUUUGUUGCUGCUUCAGCAGGACCACCUUCCUCGGAGCACCAGGAUGCAAUUCUUAGCAUCCAGAAUCCAGAGCCCCCCACGGACAACAGCCCCAAGGCAAAACAAAGAGUUUUGCUCGUAGCUCAUUACAGUGUUUGAGCAGAACAAAAACUUUCUUUCCUUUUUUGAACUGAGGAGGAGGCAGAGAUGAACAAAGAAGGGAACAUUGCAUUUUGUGAAUUCCUAACUCUACAAUGAAUAAGUAAUGCAAACAGGUGUCAUCUGGGGCACAGAUAAUCUGCUGUGUAAAAUACUGUGAGCCAGAAAAGACCACAAUAGAAUCUUUGCUAAAGAUUGCUUGGGUGUCCUGAAGGUCCUUCUAAAUGUCCUAUGAAAAACUUAAAAAAAAAAAAGAGUUAAAGAUGUUAGUAGCAUUUGAUAGGGAGCAUGAGUAGCCAGCUUCCAGGACUAUUAAACAUUUGGGACUUGAUCUGGAUCAGUGCUACUUCAUGUUCUGGGAUGCUUCCCACCUGACUAAAUAAAGAAUAAUUCAUAUAGGGCUGCAGGGACUCUGGAAUGUACCCAGCAUGCCAUUAGUUCUGGACUUGUAGCAGGGGUACCCUUGCCAAAAUGGCUUGCCAAUACUGAAGCUGAUAAAUUGAAUAUCUUAGGUUAUUCUUCUAUAAAACUAGCAAUUUCAAAUCGAUUAAUCAAGAGUUCUUAUUGGAUAGGGAGAGAAAUGAACUUCUUUAUAACUUACUCUAUUCUAGCCGGCCGUUUCCUUUCAGCAUGAACUAUAUCAACAGUUGUCCAAAACACCCAAUAAUUUUCAAUUUCUAUGGAUAGAUUUUUAAUUAAAUUUUGACUGAAACCUUUACUAGACAUUUGACACUGUUAUACACAGUACUGAAUAUUUUAUGAUGAAUUCAUAUCUAAGCUCAACAUAUUGCCUUUUUAAAGACAGCAGUAGGCUACUGCAAAAUAAAACAAACUGCUGGAAAGAAAGUGGGUUGGGAAAAUUGUGCAACUGCAAUUUAAAAGGGGAAAUUAUAGAGAUAUCAUAAAGAAAUGUUAAAGAAUAAAGAUUAAGUAGAAACAUUUAUUUUGCCCUAGCCAUAAAUAAACAAAUGUUAUAUUUAAGAAACUCCAUUUGAUCUGCCAUUAUAAAUACAUUCUCUCACACAUAUAACAUUACAAAGAUUUAGACACUUUUCUUGGAAUUUGAAUAUUCUUGCAUUUAUGGAUAUCAAGUGGAAUCAAACCAGGCUAUGGGCAAUUUAUUGUAAUUCAUUUGAAAUGCAAGCAGAAUGCAGUUAACCCUGAAUUGACUAAUGCUGGCUAUGUUCAUCUGUAUUUUCUUCUUCAAAUGGAAGACAUGGGCAUUGUUUGGCAUAUCCAGCAUGCAUUUUACUAAAUGUGGAAAUCUGAACUAAGCAUAUGCAGUGACAAUCUACUUCUACAGUACAUAUGCAUACUUUCAUAAUGACAAAAUCAAAAGAACUAUUAACAUACUAUCCAACUCAUUCUACCCUUUCAUUCUUUAUGCCAAGGAUUCCUUGCCUGGUGGAGAAAUUUACUUUGUGAAUCAGCAGUUCAGUUUGGAGAGAACUAUGUUUCGGACUGUCUCGACAAUCAUAUUUUUAUAUCAUUGUAAGGUAUCCUAAUCCUGCAAGAUUGUAUUUCCUUGUUUAUUAAUUAGAUUUAUGUCACAUUUUUCAACCAAUGAGGUAAGUGUCCAUUUUAUCCACACAACAAGCCAUGGAAGUAGGCCAUGCUGAAAAGCCUGCAAGCAUGCAUCCACAUUUAGAAUGGAUGUAGUUUGAUACCACUUUAACAGCCAUGGCUCAAUGUGAUGGAAUCCUGGGAUUGGCAGUUUGAUGAGGCACCAGCAUUCCUUGGCAGAGAAGGCUAAAGAACAUGCAAAUUUACAAAUUGUAGUGCAGCUGGUUAAUCACCAGCAGCAAUCAUUGCUGACCGGAAGGUGGCAAAUUCAAAGCCCGAGUUGGAUUGAGCGCCUGACUGCCAAAUAGCCUAGCUUACUGUCCACCUAAGCAGUUCAAAAACAGCUGCAGCUGUGAGUAGAGAAAUUAGGGACCGCUUAAGCAGGGAGGUUAAUUUAAUUUAUGACACCAUAAAACUGCUGGCGAUCAAAGUGCAAGGAGGAAAUACUAUGAUCAAAAAGGACUCCGCAUCAUGACACGACAGAUCCCCCUGUGGCCAGAAUCGAGCAUAAUCUCCAGAAGCCAAAAUUAGAAAAUGUUGAAUUACCGCUACCUGUCUAUAUGGGUUGUAUGUGUAAAAAGGGCAUUGAAUGUUUGCCAUGUAAAUGUGCAUUGUGAUCCACCCUGAGUCCUCUUUGGGGUGAGAAGGGUGGAAUAUAAAUACCGUAAAUAAUAAAUAAAUAUAUAGGUAUAAUUCCAUCACAUUGAGCCAUGGUAGUGAAAACAGAGUCAAACUGCAUUUAUUCUACACUAUAGAUGCACCCCAAGUAAGCCAGUGCAUUUUAUGGCUCAUCAAAUACUUGAAUCUUCCAAGUCCCACUGCAACAGUAUAACAACUUUUCCAUAUUGACACUCACUAGUGCUUGUGAGAUUUGUUGGAACCAGUCAGAAACUGUUCUAAAAUAAUCCUAGAUAGGCACACAUUGUCUGAGAAUUCCUUAUAUGUACAAGAAAACUCAGCAGCAACAUGGCAGCCCCAUUUCACUAGAUGUAGGACACUGCGUGAAGCUCUGUCUUUCCUUCAUGAUUACUAUUUGCUCAAGCCUGAAGAAAAUGAAAAUGAAACCCCUUAACCACCAUACAAAUUCCAAAAUUCUUACUUCAUACUUUGCAAUUCCUGACUUGAUGACUGGAUUUCUUUAUGACUGGCAAUCACACAACUUUUUAGCACACUGAGUCCUCUUACUUUAAGAUCAGUUAUGUUUAAACAAAAGGGGAGUACAUUGUUCAACAGAUAGGUGUAUAGAAUUUAUUUACACGGUUACAAUAGUUUAGUGCUGCUUUUGCUAUCAAGCAUGAAUCCUACAGAAUCUUGAUAUUUGUAACUUGGUAGGUACUUCAAAUUCUCUGCUUGAGAGUUCUGAUGCAUUCCUCUGAAUAACAGAGUGCCCUUCCAAACAGGCCCGUAUCCCAAGAUCUGAUCACAGGUUUUCUGUUUUAAACUGGAUUAUGUGAGUCCGCACUGCCAGAUAAUCUGGAAUAAACAGAAAACCUGGGAUCAGAUCCUGGGAUAUAGGGCCUGUCUGGAAGGGCCCAAAGCUAGAGAUCUCCAGCAGGAAAUUCUGAGUACAGGAGAACUAAAAAAAUCAGGACUCCAUAGGAUGCAGUACAAUGAUAUUGAAGUAGAGUGUAUAUCCAAUUUGUGAAUUCCUUCAUUCUGAGAAGAAAGAACAAAACUUGUGGCACAAGGUCAUUUUGUCCUUAUUUACAAUUGAAGAAUUAAGACUUAAACACCCUCUUCCCCAAACCAUGAAUAAUAAUGUGAUGUACAAUAUGCCAGUUUCAGACGUGGCUUCCUGAUUUCAGCUUUGUAGCACAAGAACAAUUGUAUGAACUCUUGGUGAGGGCACCUCCAGCUCAUAUUCUGAAGAAAAUGUUGUGGUAAUCUCUGAGCGGUUAGACUCAAUUUAACCCUCUCUGGGGAAGAUUCCACCAAAAAUAUAGCAGAGUAGCAAAAGCAGACUUUCAAACAGCAGAUACUUACACGUGGUGAGCAAAGAGAAGCCUUUUUCUGUUAGGAUGGCAAUGGAUUGCAGAGGCUCAGUAAAAGUUCAAAAAGCACUUAUUUAGGUAAAAAGAAUUCCAUUGUAUAUAGGAAAGGUUUAGGAGCUGUCUAGCUCUUUAGGCUAGUUUCUAAGGUAGAUAAGAUAGGUAAAAAUAACAAACAUCUAGAUAGUUACAUCUUGCCUGGAGGGACAGCAAGAUGCUGUUGUUAGCUUGAAGGACAAAGAGGAAGAGAGUGAACCAAAAUGGUUCCGACCUCAUGGUCCAGUUUAUUGGGGCCAUUCUGACCAAUGGGAAGUUAGUGUCCCUGACGAUUCACAUUUCUACUAACAUCAAAGUAAGGGACUUGACGUAAACAGGGUAGAAAGAGGGGAAACACAGUAAAGCCUAACUAGGCAUGCUUUGGAUACAGAGAAAGGAUUCCCUCCAUCUAAUCCUAUCAUCUAUCUAACUACAUUUAGACUUGAGUAGUCCAGGAUGAUUCCCAACAGAAAAUACAAAGGUCUUUGAGUAUCUUCAUGCAAGGUCAUGGAGUACUUUCUCAGUGGACAACCGUUGUUCAAUCCUGAAAAAGAUGAGACAGCAGCUUUUUAUUUGCAAGAUAGUUGUAAGAGAAAUGAGAAAGAAAUUGAGCCAAUUGAUGCAACUGAUGAAACUAGCUGUAAGGACAGUGAGUCCACUUUCUGUUUUAUGGUUAUAGUAUUUUGUUUGCAGCUUCCAUACAUUAUACAUGUGUUAUCUCUAUGCUGGUCUCAAGUUCAGCACUGGGAAAGCCCUUGCAGAGUAGCUUCACUAGAUCCACAGUGAACGGAUGAAUUGGUAACUCCCAACACAUAUUCUGAAUGAAGAAAUGUUAUAGGCUAACAACACCUUAGAACAGGUUUGGAGAAUACCCCAGAUAAUGUUGUAUCGCCAUCUCCAUUGGCUGUGAUGGCUAAAAUAACUGGGAGCAGCAAUUCCAAUGUCAGGAGAGCCAGAUGAUGGUAACUCAAAACUGGAUUCUUCAUGUUUUCAUGCUUCUUAGACCAGCCUCCCAAAAAUAACCAUAGUUUCACAUGUAUGUCAAGAAGAAGUGAUAAAACUGUCAUAUUUGUGGGUUUUAAUAGGGGACCCCAGCAGCCAUUUCUUUUAGUUAUUUCAGCACUAUUUAUGUCUUUAUUCAUUUUAUACCAUACAUUUUUUUUUUUGCAAUAUGGGACCCAAGGUAGUUUACUAUAUGUGUGUUUACAGUAGAAGUAUUAAGAAAUUGUCUAAUGUAAAUGUAUUUUAAAAACCUAAAUGGAUAAAGCAUUGAAACCUAUUUUAAAAGAAUGUAAAAAUAUUUAAAAUGGGUCUAACAGAUUAAGAUCAAAUUCUAGCAUACCCCAUAAAAAAAAACCCUUUGCACAACUAGUUAAAAGUGGAUGGUGAAAUUAAACAUUCUUGCCUACUGGCCUCUCAUGGGAGGGAAUUUCAUAGUUCAAUGUAAUCUAAAAAGCAAAUGGAGUAAAUUAAUUCUAUCAUACUUUGGACAUUACAGGAAAUGACAUGGCUUACUGAAAUCAUGAUAAUUCACAAAAGACUAUAGGAAAAGAGAUAGACUACAUUACGAACCAUGCAUAUGGACUGACCCAAUAAAGAAAGUCACAGACCUGGUUUUUAGGACUUAGCAGGACUGUUAACAAUUACGAAUAUUCAAGAUCUUUCCUUAAUUUAAUUGCCACAAAUAAUAGGCAAUGUUAUGGCAAAUAAAAACAACAAAUGCAUUGUAUGGGCUUUAUUUAUAUGGAUGCAACACACUUCAGUUGUACUGUCAAACUGGUUUGUCAUGUUUCUAUGGACCCAGAAAACAUUAUAAACUGAACUUUCCUUCAAAGAAAUCUGGUCUCUGGUCUCAACGGUAAAUUUAAAGUAAAAUUGUAAUGCAAUUUAUAUGUAUUACUGUUCUUUUCACUGAAAGUCUCCUUUAUGUUUGUUUAAUUGUACAUCUUUUAAAAUAGUUUUAUUCUCUCUCUUUUUUAAAACUUACAUGGAAUUUGUCAUCAUUUUGAUAGAUGCCCACUAUUGCUUAACACAAGGCAUGCUUACAGCCCAGGGUUUAAGCAGUAAAUCUGAAAUAGGUACCAGUAAAUGGAUUGUGAGGUGCUAACAUGGAGAUUACUAGAUUCCCCAACUUGGCACUUUCUGAAUGAGAUGCACUAUAAAUCCUAGUGCCUGCAACUAGUAUGACAACUGGCUUUGUCCAACACAUUCAAAGUGUGUUAAGUUGGAAAGAGAGAGCUCAGAUAGCAGGUACAUAUUCCUUUCAACAUAAAGACUUGUGUCAAUAGGAAGAUCUUUAGAAAAGGGAAAAUUUUGGGGAGACAAUUCAUAUAUCACUGUUUAAAUAUUCUGCUUUAGAUUUUAAAGUACAGUAUACCAUUAUUUAGUUGAUGGAUUAUGGUUCAUUAUGUUAACUAUAUGUAACUGAAAUCCCAUGCACAAUUACCUGGGAGUAAAUCUCAUUAAACUCAGUGGGACAUUUCUCAGUUGAGGGCUGCAUUAUUUGUGUAUUUUAAAAGCUGUUGUCUGGAUGGUUUCCCCUUGCUUCUUUUCCUCAUGAUCCUUUGGUUGAACAUUUUUUAAAAGCAGGUUUAUUUAACGACAAAAUGGUAUUUUUGAAUAAGCAUGGUCCUUAAAAUCCAUGAUUUUACAUGAGUAGAAUGUGUGCAUUUUCUGUGAUCUCUUUUCCCAUGUAAUGAUAAAAUUCAGCUUCAGUGUGCCUCUUUGAGCUGUUGAAAAUGUUACAAAAUGGCAUUGUAUGUGUUUUGCUUUUGAUGAGAAACUAUUGUUGGUCUAAAAUCAUGUCCAUGUGCUUAUAAAGAAUACUUCUUAUAAAAGAAA